This is a messenger RNA of Trichobilharzia szidati, 2812 nucleotides long. NCBI's taxonomy places the organism in Eukaryota, Metazoa, Platyhelminthes, Trematoda, Strigeidida, Schistosomatidae. The record is from the annotation of a GenBank genome assembly.
CUAGGUUAUUGUUUGAAAGCGCCAAGUAUGGUGGCCCGUCUGCUGACCUUGCGACACUCUUUCCGGAGGAGCGUUACACAUCUCAGGAAUUACAGUCCUUAUGGAAGCUACAAAAAUGAACAUGGACCAUCAUACUAUCUUAUACCGGAGAUACCUUGCGAAUCGUAUGUAUCGCAAAAUAUCUUGAAGCCACUCAGCAUUUCAAAUUUAGAGGACCUGAAACCUGACAGAGUGUUCGGAGGAAUUUCCAAACUAAUUAUGAAUUAUCAAGUUUCCUUAUCAAAGUUAUCAGACUCUAUCCAGAGUGGCAAGCUUAUGAAAAAUGAUACCACCAUCAUAUCCGCUCUUGAGCAAGCAUCUUUUCCUGUUGAGCAGGCCUUCUGCAAUCUAAACUGUCUCACCAGUGUAAAAGAAGACCCAAUUUGGACCCUGGUAGUGUCACGCCUGUACCAGAAAUUGAAAGCUGCCAGACGUGAAUAUCUUUGCCGUGAUUCUUCUAUUUAUGAAGCUCUUCUAACACUUAGACGUACGAACUCCAGUAUGGAUGAAUAUGAAAAAGGCUUGUUGGAUGCAUGGAUCUAUGAAUGUUGGUUAAUGGGUACUGAAUUAUUACUUCCUCCUAAUAAACCUUCAUUCUCCGAAUUCAAAGGAGAUGCUUCUGAAAUAGGAAACUCUAGAUCAUCCUCAAACACUAUUUCACAACACUCUCCGAAGUCUUUAGAAGCUAUACACGAUGUACAUACAAAUAUAGAUAAAGAAGAGGUCCAGUUUCAAGCAAUGGUUGCAUCCUCAGCUUCAGUAUCAACACCUCAAAAUUCAAGUUCAAGGUUUUCUGGUCGUAUAUCAACACCGUCAUAUUUAGAUGUUCUUACAGGUGCUACAGAUAUAAGAGUUGCUGAGUCAGAUUUAGCUCCAUCAGCACCAUAUUGGCUGCCUGCAGUUCUGGGUGGUAAAGAAGACGGUGGACAUAUAGCUGGUAUGCAUAUCAAUUUAUCUUCGAACGAAAUAGUCAGUACAUUCUUGAAACAUUGUAGCAAUAGUGAGUUACGUCGGUUGGUAUGGGAAUAUUGGGUUCGGCGUGCAAGUGAUCGGUAUUUUGGUCCAUCAACUGGUUUACAUGCAUCUAAUGAUGGCCGCAUACAACACCUUCGCCGUUUACGAGCAUCUUUAGCGAAACAUCUUGGUUGUAAAGAUUGGUUAUCUGUAGUUUGGAGCUCACCCUAUGCAUGUUCACCAUCAUCUCCUGACAGUUUGACCAAUGAUAUUCUUGAGCCUUUCAGAACCAUUUUGAAACAAAGUGGUGAACGUGACUUCAAAUUAUUGAGAGAAUGGGCAAAUGCGAAUCUAGAUCUACCUGGCAAAACUUUAGAAGCUUGGGAUGUAGAUUAUGCAUUGGAACAAUAUAAUUAUGCUGCUGAUUAUACACGCUUUGAAACACUGGUCAGUCCACCAAACGGCUCUUUAUUGAAUUACCUGCAUACUGUCUUCUCUGAGCUAGCAGAAAUGUUCCAUUUAAAGUUGACUACUGAAAUACCAAGAUCUUCAGAAAAUGAUAUGUCAUAUAUUGUUGAAAAAUUGGUAUAUCAUGUCGAAGACAUGUCAGAUGGUACACUGCUUGGUGAAAUAAUUAUUGAUCCGUUUUCUAGAAACGGUCGUUCAGUUCCUGUCGGAGGUAAUAUAUUUGCUCCAGUGGCAGCAAGAAAUAAUUUAUCUGCAAGUGAUAGUUGUAUACUUUCUGGAUCCUCUCAAUAUCCAAUUGUUUAUCUCUUAGGCAGUUUGAAUCCAUCAAGUGAAACACUUGGUAUUUCUUUCGGUGCUUUACUUUCAUUUAUGUCCUCCUUUGGAUCGUGCCUUCAAUAUGUUGCAUGCCGUGUACCACAUCAUGAGUUGUAUAGUUUUCCUCAUUUCAUGGCAUUGGAUAGUCGUUUCCUAAUGUCUGAUCUAUGCUAUAGCAUAGGCGUUAAUAAUGCAUUGCCUUCAAUACGACAACAACGUGGGCCAAAUAAUCAAAAGGCUCAUUUUCAACCAUCCGCUGUUGGUUUAAGAACUCCGCCUAAACGUAUUAUGUCUUUGUAUAUUCUUCGAGAACUGUACGAGUCUAGAUUUGAUUUAGCCCUUUGGUCGAAUAAAGAAUCAGAAACAAAAUGGUCAACAUUACACAAAGAUUUCUGGAAAAUGCAUAUGCCAUAUCCUCUACAUCCAGAUGAUCAAUGGCCGUGCUCAUGCACUGAACUUUUUGGGCCUAAUUCACAAGCGGGUUUAUUGUAUUAUCGAAUUUGGCGUAGAAUUCUUUUACAGGAUGUAUUGUGUUCACUACAAGAUGCUAAUUGGCUGUCUGAAUCGCAUAAGGCAUCGGAAAUAUUCAAGCGCUUCCGUGAAACAUACUUGACUUAUGGAAGUGCCAUCCCACCAGCUGAAUUAUUUCGCCGCUUCCGUGGAAGAGAUCCUAAUCCCAAAUUACUUUUAAAGGAUAUGGAUCAGUCAUUUAGUGGAACUAUAGAACCGUCUACAGCAACUGAAGGUGUUGACGCUAUACUUGUUCGUUGACAGUAUUUCUUUUUAUUUCGCAUAAUCAAUAAUGUACACAUCUUCUAAGCUUUAUCUACUUACUUUUUACGUAGAAUCUUGUCAUUAACACCCCAAGAAAGAAUUUCGUCACUUGUACAUUUCAUAAUAAAUUUGUCUUAGAUUACUGCAAUGUGAUAUUUACAAUUAAUAAUGAAGCAUAAAAGUAAUUUGAUCUUUGACAUUUGUUUUUAUUUUUGUUUUAAUUGUAUCGGUACAAAGAAGUACGGUUGUGGUUACCUGGGGU